AAAAAAAAAUAUCCUGUCAAAUUUCAAAAUAAUAAACAAGUGUUAAGGAGUGAUUUCAAAUCCAAAAAUUAAUAUUUUAAAUUACGUGCUGAUGAUGGAUAGUAUCCAAAUUGACGAAAAUAUAGUUAUUUAUAAACUGGCCAAACAUUUUUAUAAUGGGUCAUAUAAGUUUCAUUUAGAUGCCAAUGAAGUUCAAACAUUAAGUUGGAGUGUGCAAGAACAGCUUUUAAAUUCGACUAUAAACAACGUCCUUAUAAAAAAGUAUCCAUUAAGUGCAGAAUUUGUUAGACUUUAUUUGAAAACAAUUUUGAAUUAUUUAGAGCCGCAUCAUGAAGUUCAUGAAGGCAUCUAUGAAAACAUGUGUUCAAUAAUGGCAAAUAAACAAAAUCAAAAUGACUUCUGCUACAGGCAUUAUGUUAUUGACAAUAAUUUAAAUAAUAUAGUUACAAUGAAAGAAACAAAGAAUAUGGUGAUUAAUGGCACAACAGGCAUGAAAACUUGGGAGGCUGCAUUGAUAUUGGCAGAUUGGAUUAUCAGUCAUAAAAAUCUAUUUAAAAAUAAAAAAGUCCUUGAAUUGGGGUCUGGUGUAGGUUUUACAGGCAUCUGUGUUGCAAAAUUAUGUGAAAUAUCAAGUAUCAGCUUAACGGAUUGUCAUGAUGAUGUUAUAAAUACAAUACAUGAUAAUAUACAAAUAAAUUUUCCAGAUGCAAAGAAAAUUUGUGGAAAUAAUUCAAUUAUCUAUGAGUGUGACGAUAAAAGGAUAGGUGUUACAAAGUUGGACUGGAAUUUUGUUGAAGAUAUAAAAUGUAUUGAAAGUCCAGACAUUGUAAUUGGAGCUGAUAUUGUAUAUGAUCCCUCUAUAUUGCAACCACUUUCAAAUGUUCUGAAAAUAUUAUUUGAGAAAAAUAAAAAUAUGGAAGUAUACAUUGCAUGCAUUAUACGCAAUGAGGAUACACUUAAAGAGUUUUUUACUGUUUUAGGAUCACAGAAUAUUAUGUCCAUAGAGAAAUUAACAGUAGCAGGCAAUGUUCACAUUGAAUGGGAUUCAAGUGUAAAUAGAUGUUUUGUUAAAAUAAAGUACAAAGUAUAAA
This is a messenger RNA of Colias croceus (clouded yellow), 1091 nucleotides long. Its product is annotated as protein-lysine N-methyltransferase EEF2KMT. The record is from RefSeq and is a predicted model, not a curated record. The transcript has 5 exons. Bases 92 to 1090 code for a protein of 332 amino acids. Lineage: Eukaryota; Metazoa; Arthropoda; Insecta; Lepidoptera; Pieridae.